CCUUACUUUCAUUCUUAUCAAAUAAAACACUCUCUAUUCUCAUACCUCUUCUUUAUUCGCAAAGCUCAAAUCAAUUUUUCAAUUCUCAAUCUCAAUGGCUCGUACCAAGCAAACCGCCAGAAAAUCCACCGGAGGAAAAGCCCCAAGGAAGCAGCUCGCCACCAAAGCCGCUCGCAAGUCCGCCCCCGCCACCGGCGGAGUGAAGAAGCCCCACCGUUUCAGGCCCGGAACCGUCGCCCUCAGAGAAAUCCGCAAGUACCAGAAGAGUACCGAACUCCUCAUCAGGAAGCUCCCAUUCCAGAGACUUGUUCGUGAAAUCGCUCAGGACUUCAAGACUGAUCUCCGCUUCCAGAGCAGCGCUGUCUCAGCCCUUCAAGAAGCCGCUGAAGCCUACUUGGUUGGUUUGUUCGAGGACACUAACCUCUGCGCCAUUCACGCCAAGAGGGUUACCAUUAUGCCCAAGGACAUUCAGCUCGCUCGUAGGAUCAGAGGCGAGAGAGCUUAGGGUUAUUUAUGUAAUUUAGUUCGAAUAUCGUGUUUAGGGUUUCGUCUUCUAUAUGUAAUCGCAUCUUGCUAUAUUAUCUUAAAUCAAAUGAAAUUCCUUGUUUCAUCGUAAAA
This is a messenger RNA of Vicia villosa (hairy vetch), 618 nucleotides long. RefSeq names its product histone H3.2. Gene Ontology annotation, molecular function: structural constituent of chromatin; protein heterodimerization activity; DNA binding. The coding region runs from base 95 to 505 and encodes 136 amino acids. The record is from RefSeq and is a predicted model, not a curated record. Gene Ontology annotation, cellular component: nucleosome. The transcript has a single exon. Lineage: Eukaryota; Viridiplantae; Streptophyta; Magnoliopsida; Fabales; Fabaceae.